Heterocephalus glaber (naked mole-rat) is the source of this 6999-nucleotide messenger RNA. It is a transcript of the gene Slc6a5, whose product is annotated as solute carrier family 6 member 5. Gene Ontology annotation, molecular function: amino acid:sodium symporter activity. The record is from RefSeq and is a predicted model, not a curated record. NCBI's taxonomy places the organism in Eukaryota, Metazoa, Chordata, Mammalia, Rodentia, Bathyergidae. Gene Ontology annotation, biological process: nitrogen compound transport; sodium ion transmembrane transport; amino acid import across plasma membrane. Gene Ontology annotation, cellular component: plasma membrane.
AAUCCAAAGGGGUAAUGAUUUAUCAAACUCGUCUUAUCAAGAAGAUGUCAACCGAAGGGCACCUUGCCUUGCACUGACGCAAACCUGGCCUUUCCCGAGGAGAUAUAGAAAGCGCCUGUACUGCCAGAGCAGAACCUAGCCUGGUCCAUAGCGGGUUCCACUCCACGGGCUCAUCUCUUGCCAGUGUCAGACAUGGACUGCAGUGCCCCCAAGGACAUGAACAAACAACCAGCCAGCAGCCGGGAGGCCGCGGCGCCGGGUCCCCGGGACAGCCCGUGCGCGCCCAGGACCAGCCCGGAGCAGGAGCUCCCCGCGGCCGCCGCGCCGCCGCCCCGCGUGCCCAGGUCCGCAUCCACCGGCGCCCACACUUUGCAGUCCGCGGACGCGCGAGCCUGCGAGGCCGAGCGGCAGGGAGUGGGGUUUUGCAGCCUCAGCGGCCCGCGGGACUCAAGCGAAGGGCCCGGCAACGCGCUGGCCUGUAAGAUCCCGGCUCUGCGCGGCCCGGAGGGGGACGCGACCGUGAGCGUGGGGAAGGGCACGCUGGAGCGCAACAACACCGCUACCGUGGGCUGGGUAAACAUGAGCCAGAGCACCGUGGUGCUGGGCUCGGACGGAAUCGCUUCGGUGCUGCCGGGCAGCGUGGCCUCCGCUGGCGCACAGGAGGACGAGCAAGGGGAUGAGAAUAAGGCUCGAGGGAACUGGUCCAGCAAACUGGACUUCAUCCUGUCCAUGGUGGGGUACGCAGUGGGGCUGGGCAAUGUCUGGAGGUUUCCCUACCUGGCCUUCCAGAACGGGGGAGGUGCUUUCCUCAUCCCUUACCUGAUGAUGCUGGCACUGGCUGGGUUGCCUAUCUUCUUCCUAGAGGUGUCCCUGGGCCAGUUUGCCAGCCAGGGGCCAGUGUCUGUGUGGAAGGCUAUCCCAGCUCUGCAAGGCUGUGGCAUCGCGAUGCUAAUCAUCUCCGUCCUAAUAGCCAUAUACUACAAUGUGAUCAUUUGCUACACACUUUUCUACCUGUUUGCCUCCUUUGUGUCCGUGCUGCCCUGGGGUUCUUGCAACAACCCUUGGAAUACGCCAGAGUGCAAAGACAAAACCAAACUUUUAUUAGACUCCUGUGUUAUCAGCGACCACCCCAAAAUACAGAUCAAGAACUCAACAUUCUGCAUGGCAGCCUAUCCCAACCUGACCACGGUUAACUUCACCAGCCAGGCCAACAAGACGUUCGUCAGUGGGAGUGAAGAGUACUUCAAGUACUUUGUGCUGAAGAUUUCUGCUGGAAUCGAGUAUCCUGGUGAGAUCAGGUGGCCGCUAGCCUUCUGCCUCUUCCUGGCUUGGGUGAUCGUGUACGCAUCCCUGGCUAAAGGAAUCAAGACUUCAGGAAAAGUGGUGUACUUCACGGCCACGUUCCCUUACGUCGUGCUGGUGAUCCUGCUCAUCCGGGGAGUCACGCUACCGGGAGCUGGGGCUGGCAUCUGGUACUUCAUCACACCUAAGUGGGAGAAGCUCACGGAUGCCACGGUGUGGAAAGAUGCUGCCACUCAGAUUUUCUUCUCUCUAUCUGCUGCCUGGGGAGGUCUGAUCACUCUUUCUUCUUACAACAAAUUCCACAACAACUGCUACAGGGACACUCUGAUUGUAACCUGCACCAACAGUGCCACGAGCAUCUUUGCUGGCUUCGUCAUCUUCUCCGUCAUCGGCUUCAUGGCCAACGAGCGAAAGGUCAACAUUGAGAACGUGGCGGAUCAAGGGCCAGGCAUUGCAUUUGUGGUUUACCCAGAAGCCUUAACCAGGCUGCCCCUCUCUCCAUUCUGGGCCAUUAUCUUUUUCCUGAUGCUCCUCACUCUUGGACUUGACACAAUGUUCGCCACCAUCGAGACCAUAGUGACGUCCAUCUCGGAUGAGUUUCCAAAGUACCUCCGCACACACAAGCCCGUCUUUACGCUGGGCUGCUGCAUUUGUUUCUUCAUCAUGGGCUUUCCCAUGAUCACUCAGGGUGGAAUCUACAUGUUCCAGCUCGUGGACACAUACGCUGCCUCCUAUGCCCUUGUCAUCAUUGCCAUCUUUGAGCUUGUGGGGAUCUCCUAUGUGUAUGGCUUGCAAAGAUUCUGUGAAGACAUAGAGAUGAUGAUUGGAUUCCAGCCCAACAUUUUCUGGAAAAUCUGCUGGGCGUUUGUAACCCCAACCAUUCUAACUUUUAUCCUGUGCUUCAGCUUUUACCAGUGGGAGCCCAUGACCUACGGCUCCUACCACUACCCUAACUGGUCCAUGGUGCUGGGAUGGCUAAUGCUUGCCUGCUCCGUUAUCUGGAUCCCAAUCAUGUUUGUGAUAAAAAUGCAUCUGGCCCCUGGCAGAUUUAUUGAGAGGCUGAAGUUGGUGUGCUCGCCGCAGCCAGACUGGGGUCCGUUCUUAGCUCAACACCGUGGGGAGCGUUACAAGAACAUGAUCGACCCCCUGGGAACCUCUUCCCUGGGACUCAAACUGCCAGUCAAGGAUUUGGAACUGGGCACCCAGUGCUAGUCCAGUGGUGUGGAAUGGUCCAGACUUUAAUCCUGUUUGUUCUCCCUGCCUCCCCCUAAGAUUUUUCCCAGGUUCCCUCUCAUUUUUCUUCUUCUUUCCCCUGCAUAUCUUGGUUCACAACCAUUCAUGAACGUGGUCAUGUAGAAAAGUAGGACCUAGUGUCGCAUGCUAUAGUGAGAGCUACACGGACCACUUGAAGUCCUGCUUGUGUCCACGGUGUGCGUUUCCAGACAGGUUGGUUCCCCGAGCACAGUCUCUUCUGGUGGGGACCCUUGGCUCAGCGAGCACCAGAAGGUGUACAUGGCUUGGUUGCCAGAGCAGGAGCUGCUGUAUGUUGUCACGGGGGUGCCAGGCAUAGAAGGGAAGGAUUUCAGGACUGUUCAUUUAGGCAUAUCAGCAUUGCAGAGCCGAGCCACCUAAUCCAGUGAUUCCAUUGAGCCCCCAAAGUUCAGGAUGUGGUACAUUUAGAGGGACAGCAGUGGCCAGACAUUGUUUUGAAUAUAAAGCAAAGCUGGUAGAUCUGGACACCACUGAGGCUGGUAAGUUUAUAGUUCCAGCCAUCAGCAGACCCAUGUCCUCAUCUGGAGCAAGGGUACCACCCACUCAGUCGCUCCUGUCCUGCAUGCUGUGGGGCUGAGAAAACGUCCAUUCUUUGCCCUUAGUCAUCUUUUUUUUUUUUUUUUUUAAAUGGCUAUAUUUGUGAGAUCUUUUGGUCCUUUCUUUUCCUCCCUACACAAGAAGCCAUCCUAUAAUUUGUGCCUAGUUUUGUAUGUUCGUAGCAGAGCUCCACUGUGGUUUCUAUGUGAUACCUAGUAUCACAGUUCAGUGUCAUGGUCCUUUGUUGCUUCUCCUUUAAGUGUCUUUCUAUCAUCUGUAGAUACCUUGUCUUUCAGCCUCUGGGAGAACAAGACUUACCCUGGUUCUGUCUAUAUAUUAUAUAUAUAAGACACAAACUCUUAAGAGAUGGAUAGUUUCUCAAUUUUUACUCAACUUUUUCAUUCACAGUAAAUGCCAGUUGUGGUCAUAGAGAAAUCAACCACACGAAGAACUUAAUGGAAAGGAACCAUAAUAUUCACUGCUCGAGUCACACAUCUUAGGUCUGUGUUUACAGAAAUUUCUGAUAAAUGCAGUUUAGGCAAGUAGUGAGCGAUCCAGUUAAGACUAUAGCUUUUAAGACUACAUUUAGCCAAUUCAGUUUUAAGAGUUUCCUAUUCACAGUGCUCAUUGUAACUGCACUCUAAUGAGAGCGAAUCAUAUCUCUGCAGAGAUUGGAGAAGCCGUAACCUUUAUUCUCUUCUUGUAUCCUGAACAUGCAUAUAUGAAAUUUUUUAAAUGUGAUAUGUACUUAUGUAAUGUGUACUCGUAGUGGUGUUUUCUGUCCUUAUAGAUAUCUUAGAAAUCACUAUAGAGACAGUGAGUUUAGAAUAGUGUAGUCUGUGCUUUUUUUUCUUUAUAAUAUUAAUAUCUAACCCUAAAAUUGUUUCCUUUAGGGGAGACCAUUUCAAUCAUUUUCUUGCUCAUUUGUCUUCAUAUUACAGGGUCUCAGGCAAAAUAUUCAGCUCAAAUCUUGUAUAUUGACAUGGCAUUUUCAUCCUGUUCAACAGUAAUGAAACCCAACAACAGUCUUUAGUGUUAACAUUUUAAAAAGAUGGCUUCAUUUGUAUCUGAAGUGUCUGAACUAUUUUUUCCCAAGUCCUUCCUUUUUUAGGGCAAAGAGCCUCACCAUUUGCCUACAAGGCUGUGACUGUCUGGGUUUCCAGAGUAGCCUGGGAAAGGUGUUGGGAAAAGAAACAGAUAAGUUUGAAUGUGGGAUUUUCAUGUCUUGGCUGCAGUAGGUUUGCCCUCUCUCUUCCUGUCCUCUUCCCCUUGUCUCCCAGAGCUGGACCUGGCUGACACUUUCACAGAAAAUGACCCCAGAGUUUCUCCUAAGCUCACUUUCAGGAAGUUGAGGUGUGGUCUUGCCUGUCCAGGGUUUGCCUUCAUGACCUGUUUGCCAUCAAAUUUCCCCCAAGAAAGCCAUAUUGAUGAGGAGCCCGUUUCCGUACCAGAUGUCACAGGGUGGUACCAAAAAUUAGCCUCAACAAUUGAUGUCUGGAAGAGAGGAGGGAGGAAUAGGUUGGGUCUGGAAAUAAUCUGCAGCCUUUCCAAUCCGAAGGUGGAAGAAAAGAUCUUAAAUUGAUUAGUAUUCUCCCAGGGGAUUAGUUUGUUCAUGUCAGGAUGAAUGGGUUUUGGCUUUCCUUUUGCCUCCUGGCUGAAACUGAGCCUGACCCUGGACACCAAACCUAUUUCUGCUAAUUAUUGCUUUUGUGACUACAAGGAGGGGGAGGCCCCAUGAAUGCUGCCAUUUACAAACUGAAAACUAACUCAGUUGUGAGACUGGAGACCUCCUCAUUAGGUAGUGUGUUUUGCAGUUGGGGGUAGCUAUACUGCAUUUGUGUGUAUUAGGAUUUGCCCAGCAAAACCCAGUAGUGGCCUGCUAAAUAGCUAGCCUCCCCCACCAACCUCUGUGCCCUACAGUUUUCAAAUUUCAUAUACAGUUUGCUUAAAGAGACUUGCUCAGGUGAAUGGUUCCAAACUUAGCUGGAAAUGAUGAGCUUUUAAAUUUAGUUUUGUCAAUUUGUAUAGCCACGUUGGAAUUUGAGGCUUUCUCUGGCAGGAGGGUCCAGCUUCCCAGAUGUGUCCAGACGUCUUUCGUCCAUAGUGUGAUGCUUCCCACAGACUUGGCUGGGAUGCUCAGAGCUGAGAUGUAUCUGACCAGACGGCUUGCUUCCAUGCUAUUAAAAAUGUGCAGUUAAUUGGAAGGAAAAAAACCCCCAACUGAAUAAAAAUAAAAUGAGUAGCAUGGUUAUAACCUACCACCCGAAGAGUUCCCUUCAAACUGGGGAAAAUUGAGUUGCUUAGGAAAGGCUUUCAUUGGGUCACUGUGCAGAGUGGUUGGGACAUUUUCCACCUGUGAAAUUAUUUCCUAAUAUCAACAGAUGUCAGAAACCUAUUCAGAGAAAAACAAGCCAUAUUGAAAAUCAGUAACCCCGUAAUUUCCUUAAAAGAGAAAAACAUGUAUGUUUCUUGACUACUGGUAUUGCGGCUUCUUAUGCAGAGAUUUGUCUUGUAUAUUAGUAACUUUUAAUCUUUUUGUCACGUGCUGAGUUUGUGAUGUGCAAAUGUGUCUUUAGUAAUUGUUUUUUUCUAAUAUAUUUAUUUAUUGCAUGAAAUCUGUGAUCAAUGCAAAAUCUGAAUGACCUCAACGCCUUUGAAAUUUCCGAUGAGUUUUUAAUAUGUAAGAAAUGUAAUCAGCUUGUAUUGCAGUGAGCAGCAUCUUACGAAGAGUUUAAUGAAAUGAUCUUUGGGUAAGACUUGAGAUGCCUUUAUGCCACUGUGGGGUUGGGAGUUGAGUUUUGUUUAUGUUUCUGUCCUGUUAUCUACGUGUGCCUCUGCUUCUUGUCCACCUUCUUCUGUCAGCGUGGUUUCCCCAUGCCUAAAAGUAGAGCUUUCUUUCUUCUCUUGUCCCUGGCUCUCAGUCACUGUCCCCGUCCCAGAGGCUUUUACCAAAACUGUUGCUCAGUAUGGGUGGUGGCAGAAUCACACCGCGGUGGUCGCUCCUAGAUGUGCAUCUGUGAUGCAGUCCUUGGAGGCAGACAGCUUGGGUGAGAGUACGCUGCACGGCAGGUUGUCUUGCAGGGACAAAAGGUCAAGGCCAACAAAUGAGUGUCUCCUGUGUUUCACACUGGGUAUCACGCAGAAAACUUGCAGGCUGGAAGCAGAGGCAGGCCAUUCCAUCUUGAUAUGCAUUUUCCCACAAAGUGGCCCUGAGAUUUGAAAAGUGAAGCUUCCUGUCUUGCCCAGAUUUCACUGUGGUUGUCUGGAAAGGCCAAGGAAUUAUCAAUUGUGGUCUCUGCCCAGGUUGCAUCUGAGUGGCCUGCAGCCAGAGAGAAAGUGUUUGCAGACUGAAUGUUCAUCAUCUCGAAAAGCGACCAGUGGUUUGAUUUGCCUGCCAUGGAUGAAAUACAUCUUCAGGAGACUAUUUGCCUGCUAGGUGUAUUUUGUUGUUAAGGUGAUACUUAGUAAUUCACUGGGAAUUGUUUUCUCUCUCGUUUGUUGGUCAUUUUUGCACUUUAUUAUGGACCUAUCAGGGAAUAGGUUACUUCUUAAAUUGUGUACUUGGAUAAUAUCCUAAAUGCAAGCAUCUUAUGUGGAUACUGUUGCACAUGAAUAAAGAUAUGUUCGCUAAUCAGGUCUUUCUAUUUUUUCAUUAACUGUACAUGAAGAAUAUAUGUUAUGUUACAAAUGACACAUCAUAGAUACCUUCUAGAGUACAUAUUAUAUUCUGUGCAUUAUUUACUUGCAAAGUCAUUCUUGAGGCCCUACCUCAAAUUUUGUAUUUAUGUGUAUAAAUGCAACUUAAUGUAUUAUAUAUUUGCAUAUUACAUACAGAUAUAAAUUAGAAUUUAUCCUAAUAAUGUAUGAGUCCACAAAACCCUAAAUAAA